This is a messenger RNA of Tripterygium wilfordii, 671 nucleotides long. RefSeq names its product pentatricopeptide repeat-containing protein At3g26782, mitochondrial-like. The record is from RefSeq and is a predicted model, not a curated record. NCBI's taxonomy places the organism in Eukaryota, Viridiplantae, Streptophyta, Magnoliopsida, Celastrales, Celastraceae. Gene Ontology annotation, molecular function: protein binding; RNA binding. The coding region runs from base 303 to 527 and encodes 74 amino acids. Gene Ontology annotation, biological process: RNA modification. The transcript is spliced from 2 exons.
UUUUUGUGUCGUCGGCUUUGAUUCAUAUGUAUGCCAAAUGUGGCCACUUGAGGGAUGUAAGAAUACUGUUUGAUGAAACUCCGCAUAGAAACGUUGUCUUGUGGACGUCCAUGAUUACUGGAUACGUGCAAAACAACAAUGGACGGAUCGAGUAGGGGAGGUUUCCAUUGUCUGGAAUUCCCCCGCGUCGGAUCCCCAGGAGUUUCUUGGAGUUCGAUGAUUGGGGUGUUUGCACAAAAGGGAUUGGCUGCAGAGACUUUGGAAGUUUUACAUGGCAUGAUUGUGGAGAGCGAUGUUACUCCAUGACAUUGUCAACUGUGUUGUCUGUUUGUGCACGUCUUGGGGCUCUGCGAGUUGGGAAGUGUAUGCAGGAUCAGGUUUUUAAGAUGGGUUUGGAGGGGAAUGUUAUAGUCGAUAUCUCUAUCAUUGACAUGUACUGCAAAUGUGGUAGGGUUGAAAUGGCUAACAAAGCAUUUGAUAGCAUGAAAGAGAAGAAUGUGAGAUCAUGGACUGUAAUACUGCAUUGAUUGCAGGAUAUGGAAUGAAUGGCUUUGCCAAAGAAGCUCUGGAAGUUUUCUAUAGUAUGAUAAGGGCUAGGUGAAACCGAACUAUAUAACCUUUGUGUCAGUCCUUGCUGCUUGUAGCCAUGCUGGUCUUUUGGAGGAAGGGUG